AGCCAUAAAAGGAGGCACAAACAAGAGGAUUACAGUCUAGGCCUGUUCAGGCAUAAGGUGAGACCCUAUAUUGGAAAUAUCCAUUGCAAAAAGGAGCUGAAGGCAUGGCUUAAGUGGCAGAGCACCUGCUUAGUAAGCAUGAGGCCUUGAAUUCAAACCCCAGCACUGACACUCGAAAAAGAGAAGUGCGUAUAUGGCACUUGGAUUAUUGGCUAGUUGUUGAUGAAGAGACCUAGCUGGGCCUGGACACCACAAGACCAAGAAAGGAAGUAGAGGUCAGGAUGGGACCAGUACUGGUUUAGGGAAAAUGCUGAGUCUGCGACGGCCUCAGAUGGAAGCUCUUGGUAUUGUUGCAGUGCUAAGAAGUCCUUCUGGCCUAGGCCCUACCUCUCAGGGUAUAGAUUUUCUAAGUAAAGGAUCCUUCCUCUCCCUUGCCUUUUGGACAUUUAAUCGCCUCUUAGCACCUCCAUGAGAGAACUGGGGAAAGUAGUGGAUGAGGGACAGGUAGGUAAACAGGAAGAGAAGGAACUGCUGUCCCUAGGUUUAGUGGAAAGGAUAUAAAAGAGAAGUGAGAAGAGAAAGUGUAGCCUUUCAGAGCUCAGAUUAUCUUUGUAUUAGCUAGACUGUACUAGUAAUAAUAGUUACCGCUAAGCACUUCUGGGUACCCAAGUUUGUACCGAAUGCUUUGUAUCCGUAAUCCCAUUUAAUCCUCAAAUCACCCUUAUGAUUUCAAAGAUAGUUAUAUCUGCAUUAUAAAUGGGGAAGCAGCUCAAGGGAGUAAAUAAUUGUCUGAAAAAAUCACACAACUUCCAAACAAGAGGGCUGGUAUUGGAGUGGGGUCUGUCUGCCUCCAAAACCCACGCUCCCAUGGCAUUGGGCUCCCUAACACCGGGUGUUUGAUGUUGCAGGUGAAGAGAUUGUUUUCUGAAGGCUACGUUGGAGGCUGUGACAGAGCGGAGAGCCUGUGCGGAGCUGAUGGGGAGGCUUUCUGAGUAACAUGGCCCUUUGCCAUUAGCCUUGCCAUGACCACAUUUUUUACCAGCGUCCCUCCCUGGAUUCAAGAUGCAAAGCAGGAGGAGGAAGUGGGCUGGAAACUAGUUCCUAGGCCGCGGGCCCGGGAGACAGAGAGUCAAGUGAAGUGCCAAUGUGAAAUCUCGGGGACACCCUUCUCAAAUGGGGAGAAGCUAAGGCCUCACAGCCUUCCCCAUCCGGAACAGAGACCGUAUAGUUGCCCUCAGCUGCACUGUGGCAAGGCUUUUGCCUCCAAGUACAAGCUAUAUAGGCACAUGGCCACCCACUCGGCCCAGAAACCCCACCAGUGCAUGUACUGUGAUAAGAUGUUUCACCGCAAGGACCAUCUUCGGAACCACUUGCAGACCCACGACCCCAACAAAGAGGCCCUCCACUGCGCCGAGUGCGGUAAGAAUUACAAUACGAAGCUGGGCUACCGCCGCCACCUGGCCAUGCAUGCCGCCAGCAGUGGCGACCUCAGCUGCAAGGUCUGCCUGCAGACCUUUGAGAGCACCCAGUCCCUGCUGGAGCACCUGAAGGCUCACUCGCGCCGGGUAGCAGGCGGUGCCAAGGAGAAGAAGCACCCCUGUGACCACUGUGACCGGCGAUUCUAUACCCGCAAGGAUGUGCGGCGGCACCUAGUGGUGCACACAGGCCGGAAGGACUUCCUGUGCCAGUACUGUGCCCAGAGAUUUGGCCGCAAGGACCACCUGACACGUCAUGUCAAGAAGAGCCACUCGCAGGAGCUGCUCAAGAUCAAGACAGAGCCAGUGGACAUGCUAGGCCUCCUCAGCUGCAGCUCCACAGUCAGCGUGAAGGAAGAGCUGAGCCCUGUGCUGUGCAUGGCCUCUCGGGACGUGAUGGGGGCCAAGGCCUUCCCUGGCAUGCUGCCCAUGGGCAUGUAUGGUGCCCACAUCCCUGCCAUGCCUGGCACAGGCAUGCCACACUCCCUGGUGCACAAUACGCUCCCCGUGGGCAUGAGCUACCCUCUGGAAUCCUCACCCAUCUCUUCCCCAGCUCAGCUCCCUCCAAAAUACCAGCUUGGAUCUACCUCAUACUUGCCCGACAAAUUGCCCAAAGUGGAGGUGGAUAGUUUCCUGGCGGAUUUUCCUGGAAGCCUGUCUCUCUCAUCCGCCGAACCCCAGCCCGCCUCACCUCAGCCGGCGGCAGCUGCGGCCCUCCUAGAUGAAGCACUGCUCACCAAGAGCCCCGCCAACCUCUCUGAGGCCCUGUGCGCUGCUAAUGUGGACUUCUCCCAUUUACUGGGCUUCCUUCCACUCAAUCUGCCCCCGUGUAACCCACCGGGAGCUGCAGGAGGCCUGGUCAUGGGCUACUCCCAGGCUGAGGCCCAGCCCCUGCUCACCACUUUGCAAGCUCAGCCUCAAGAUUCCCCAGGAGCUGGGGGACCCCUGAACUUCGGGCCUCUGCACUCCUUGCCUCCCGUCUUCACCUCUGGCCUGAGUAGCACCACCCUGCCUCGUUUCCAUCAAGCAUUCCAGUAGCCCCCACGGAGGCCCACAGCUCAGUCUUAGGCUCUGUCAGGGAGCCUUCAACCCGCCCCGUCCACAUCCCCGUGAAGGCAGCUGAGCUUUCAGAGCUGGGUUCAAAAAGAAAAAAUUCUAAUGUGUAUGUGGAGCACUUGGUUUGAGGGUUCAGGCUCCAGGAUUGAUUCCAGGAGGAACCUUGAGCCCCAGCCCCGUGAAAAGAUCUACCAUGAACUUUCAGGUAUUAUUUUUUUUUUAAUCUGAAUUGGGAGCCCCACUUAGCCUUCUCCCUCUCCAAAGCUUCAUAGCUCCUUCUCCUUGGAGAAGGAGAGGCCUCUCGGAGAAACAGAGGGUUUCACCUCGGAUGACCUCAAGAGAAAUAGCCCAAGAAGCCCGCCCUCUGGUCCCAUCCUGCAGACCACAGCAGGCAGUUGCCAGGCUCUGCUGUGGACGUCACCUGGCUCCUCUGCCUGCUUCCGACCAGCAGACAGAAGAGAGGGUCUCCAUUCUUCCGGCCUGCCCCGUCUCCCUGUUCCACCAGCUCCGUUUUCAGUCAGUGUUGUCCAGCAACGGUACCGUUUACACAUUCGCCUCAGACACACCAUUUCACCUCCCUCGCCACACUGUUAGCCUUAGCGUGACUGCAGUGAACUCUGUUUACACACCGUGAAUCCAUUCCCACCAGUCCAUUUCAGUUGGCACCAGCCUGAACCACUUGGUACUUGGUGUUGACUGGAGCCCUGUUUACAAGGCGGAGUCGGGUCUUGCUGACUUCUCUUCACUUGAGGUCACAUUUUUUCCCCCGUGGGGAAUAAACUGACUUUGGACUGUUUCGGUCUCUGCCAUCUUCCAUGACUGCAUCUCCCUGCCUCCCACGGCAGUGACCACAGGAGAUAGGCAAGAAGAUUGGAGCAGGUUUCUCACCCGUCUGCAAUUCUGUUUUUCUCCAAGUACAUCAUGACUCCUUUCAUCCUCCUUUUGAACUGGAGAGAGGAAGAAACGAAAGGCAGGCCUGCAUCUGUCAUCUCCCCAUCCCCAACCCCACCCUGAACAUCAUGAGCUGUUAUUUGUCUUGGAAGGAGGGCCUCCGGUUUUAGGCUGCUGGGGCUGGCAAAAGAGAGAGACUGUGCCCUUUGUUUGUCUCCCUCUUGCUUGUCCCUUUUCCAAGAAAUUGUGGAAUUGUUGGAAGAAGAAUUUUAAGAAAGUCAGGACUGGGCACAUACUCGAAUUCUAAUCUAUGUAAUCAUUGUUGCCUCCCAUACCAAAAAUUCUCUUAUCCAUGGUGUCCCUUCCGUCUCCCUCACCUUGAGGUCCUCAUGGAUUCAAGGCCACUGUGCAUCGCCUUCUCUGGUCUCCAUCCAGGAACUCCCACCUUCUCAUGGCUCCCCUCAGUUGCCCCUAGCAGCUAGCAAGGUUUCUUGCAGGAAAGGAUUAAUUCCUGACUUGUGGGGCUCCCUGCCAUAGACAGCGCAGCCUUUGCCUGGAACCCAGCCAAACCCCAGACUCUGCUUCAUCUCAGUUUUGCAUGGGCUCUUCCCACAUGUGGGAGGGAGGCAGCUCAGGGACCACCAUCUUGGGGCCUCUCGAGACACCUCUCUAAUUCAGAAACACACUUCUACCUCUUUACUGUUAACUCCUAUACAGUUGCAGCCGGCAGUGCGGGCACUCUCGUCGGUGUUGUCUCUGGCUGGCUUCUCCACUAGGGUUUCAGGAUGAACUACCUAGGAACUGCCUCAGCCUUCCAGCAGUCCUCUGCAGCCCCUACCUUCUGUCCUGAUGCCCUUCGGUUUAGCAUCAAUAACUGUGCAGGUCCAAGCCCCAGGCUUCUGCUUCAUCCUAGGCCAGUCCUGCUGAAGGUCUAGCCCGCUGGCCCUUGAGCGGCAACAGUGUGGAGUGAAUAAGCAUGUUUUGAUUAGCUAGGGAUAAGGUAGCUAGGGAUACCUUUAAGAACACAAAACCAGAUAGAAAAGUGUCUGGUAAGGUUAGCAUCUGACUAGGUGAUUUGCUUCUAAAAAUAGUUUCAGUGAGUCCCAGGGACUAAUUAAGGUUUAUUUUUAAAAGGGUCUACCUUGGUACGCAGCCGCCACCUGCAUGCUGUGCAUGUUCUAGGAAUUGGUAUGUGAGAACCCAUGUGGGACUCGCUGCUGCCAUUCUCCUUGUGUGUGGUCUUCACUAGACCCAGCACCCCUCCCCCCUGGCCGGCAGCCUUCCUGUGCCCUCAGCUUCCACAGGCAAGUAAGCCUGUAGCCACAGAGUGUAAAGUCCUGGGCUGUUAGAGGAGUCCUGUCCUGCCUGCCUGUCCCUUCCUCAAAUUCUUCCUCUCUGAUGAGGCUGGGAACUCAGAGGACAGGCAGAACAAUUGUUAGAUACCUUAGAGGGCCUGGCACCCACCUCCUGUCUUCUCUCCUUGUCUUCCGUCCUUCCUCUCCUUCCCUGCUCUCUCAGUGCCCUCACCACAAGGAACCUUCCCACCACUGAAGUUUGCUGGUGCAGAGGAGCUUUGUGUGCUGUUACCUUUUGGACCAUAGCUACCCUGUUGUUUCAUAACCCACCAACACCACCCCCCUCCCAACCCCCACCAAAGAAAAAGACUUUUUGGCCUGGCUGUUCAUAAGAAUAGCUUUAUCCUGCUCUCAGUACUCAAAACUCUACUUCAGUCCCCCUUCUGAUGCUAGGAGAGCCAGAGCAGCAUCUGCCCAGGACAGGAGCUGCGGCAAGUGGCACAAACCAAUCAGGGACCAGGUUAUAGGAGUGCUGUGCCCUUUUGUAGUCACUGCUCAGACCCUGAGCUGACUUGAACAGGGACAAGUCAAUGCCCACCCUGCCCAAUAGCUGGUGUGCACUGAGGACAGCCCUGGCGUCAGCUCAAAGGAUACCUGCUCAUUUUCCAGAGGUGUGAGGCAGGAAAAGGCCCACCAAUAAGUUCCCCCAACUUCUUACAUGGCAUUUUGUUAAUGGAAAUCUGGGAAGCAGGUGUGAUUACCUUUUUGCUCGUAGAUGUUGUUCUAAGUUGAAACUCCCUUCCUGUCCUCAAACUUUCCCUAGUGACCCUUUAAGUUCCCCCCUCCCUUUUUGGUAGCUGUUUUCUCCACCCCUUCCAGCUUUCCCUCUUAUCUAGGAGCUGUUUUUAAGCACGAUUUUUUUUAACAAGUAUUGUACAGGAUCAAUAUUUUGCUUUUUAACAAGGAUAUUUAUGUAAUAAGAAACUUUGCCUUAGGCAGGUGUUGGCCAGAAAAGUCCAGAUUCCUCUGGGAUCCCACCCUGGCCUCUCCUGGAGCUCUGAACCUGCUGUGGAAGGAAUUGGCCAUGACCUUCACCACUGGAGAGCAGGGUCUCUGUCGAGGAAGGAGGUGUUCACUGUGAUGACCUAGUGCCCACAGAGGGGUGGAGGUGUUCCAGCGUCCUGCAGGUGUGGCUGGCGUCCUUUGUGAUGCUCCCACCUGCACUCCUCCUCCACACAUGGGCACAGCAGCAUCUCCUCUAGACCUUCCCUCCCUCCUAGUGGUCAAGGCUCCCAAGCCACUCUUUCGUAAUGCCAGAUUAUUUAAAGAGAAAAAUACAAGAUGAAAACCUUCUAGCACUUUGUAAACAGUGAAUAACCUCUUGGAGUAUUUUUGGCUUUAUAUAAAACAAGGUUUUUAAUUGUAAAAUGUAAGUGCCAUUAGAAAAUGCACAGGGCAUAUCUUUGUUAAAGUAGAUUUUUCAAUGUUUUACAGAAUUACAUUUUCAAAAAAGUUUUUAUAAUGAAGUUGUUUAUUAAAAACUUCUGAAUGAUG
Molecule: messenger RNA, 6271 nt
Organism: Perognathus longimembris pacificus (Pacific pocket mouse)
Lineage: Eukaryota; Metazoa; Chordata; Mammalia; Rodentia; Heteromyidae
Gene: Plagl2
Product: PLAG1 like zinc finger 2
Exons: 2
Coding region: 1023-2513 (496 amino acids)
Molecular function (GO): DNA-binding transcription activator activity, RNA polymerase II-specific
Source: RefSeq, a predicted model, not a curated record